Molecule: messenger RNA, 3813 nt
Organism: Vicia villosa (hairy vetch)
Lineage: Eukaryota; Viridiplantae; Streptophyta; Magnoliopsida; Fabales; Fabaceae
Product: caffeoylshikimate esterase-like
Exons: 5
Coding region: 43-549 (168 amino acids)
Cellular component (GO): membrane
Molecular function (GO): lipase activity
Source: RefSeq, a predicted model, not a curated record
CUCCAAAAUCUAAGAAUUCCAAGCUUCCUCUUUGGACAAUCCAUGGGAGGAGCUGUUGCUUUAAAGAUUCACCUUAAACAACCUAAGGCAUGGAACGGCGCCGUUCUUGUUGCACUGUUGUGUAAAAUUGUCGAUGACAUGGUUCCACAAAAGUUGCUAGCUCAAAUUCUUAUCGGUAUCGCUAAUAUUCUACCAAAGCUAAAGUUAGUUCCACAGAAGAAUUUAGCAGUUGCAGCAUUUAGAGAUUUGAAGAAGAGAGAAAUGACAACUUAUAAUGUCAUUGGCUACAGAGAUAAACCCUGUUUGCGGACUACUGUGGAGAUGCUUAAAACGACUCAAGAAAUCGAAAAGAGAUUCGGAGAAGUAUCUUUGCCAUUGUUAAUCCUUCAUGGACAUGCUGACAUUGUGACUGAUCCGUCAGUGAGCAAAACAUUUUAUGAGAAAGCUUGCAGCUCAGGCAAGAAGCUUAAUACGCAUCCUGGGAAGGCGACUGCAGUAUUCCAAAUCGAAGGCGACCUCAUGUUCAGACAGCCGGAAUUAAACGUAUAAAAGUUACAAGGUAAGCUCCUGCAUGACAGUAUGAUUAAUUGGAACAAUUUAUACAACAAAUAUGUCUUAGCCUUGCCAUGAGGUACCAGCUGCCGGAUAAGUACUUCAGUUACUACAGAAAUGGAAGAAAUUGAAGGAAGCUCUCAGACAGGUCUUUACCCUUACUUGGCCUAAGUGAUUGGAAGAUGAAAGCAACCAAUAGUAGUCACGACACCUAAUGAUGCCAGGCCACUAUCAAGAAUAAUUUCGAACAACGUCGCCACCGAAUCAGUACAUAGAUUUCAAAAUGGGAGCUUAGUCAGGAUUCAUUCGGUUUGAUGUACCUGAAGCUGCUCAGAAAGCACGUGUUGCUGCAGUUCUUUUUGUUUUAAUACCCUGAAGCUUGUGUAUGGAGGACUGUGUAGCGGUAUGAUUAUACUGACUUUUACUAUUCUGUUUGUGGUGGUCGAGCUAUGGGUUACUCACCUAGCAUAAUUAUUUUUUUCAACCUAAUCAGACACUAAUUGACAGCUGAUAAGUGUUUUUAGUUUUGGAAAUUUCAGCACCAUCUACUCACUGAUUUGGAAAUUUUAGGAUUUGUUUGACAACUGAUAUGUUUAAAAUGUUGGUUUGCUUAAAGCUGUGACUUACCUUUCAUCCUAUUAAAGUAAAUUCUAUUGCCUAAUGUGAUGUUAGUGUUCAAUUUGGCUUAUGUUUAUUUAGAUUUGAACUCAUUACUUUCCAGGACUAAUACGCCAAGGUGGAACGUUAAGUUUAUCAUAUGAAGCAGAGAGGUAUCAACUUUAUUCCGUAAAGGUUUUGCACUUAACAUUACAUUGUUUAUUUUUUUUUUUUAUAAUUUAACUUUAGCUUACUAAUCAUAAUUUGAUAUGGUUAAUUAUAAUUGGUCCCUAUUUGUACCAAUUUUCAUUCAUUACAUGUUAAUUUCUGGUACAUGAUUUGUCUUUUGGAGAAAAUCACUGUUGCAUAACUUUGGUGAUUAUAUAUAUUUUUAGUAUUUAGUAGAAACAAUACAUAUCUAGAGACUGAAUAAGAUUAAUAUUUUUAUAUUUUAAAUAAUUUACCUGCGGAUUUACCUGCGGAAAUUUUCUGCGGAUUUACCUGCGAAAUUUACCUGCGGAUUUAGCUGCGGAAUUACUUGCGGAACUUCCUGCCGAAAAUAUUACCCACGAAGGUUUUAGCUGGGGACAUAAAACCGCAGGUAAAGUGUUUCCUGCGGAAAUUUAGCUAAAAUCCGCAGGAAAUUCGAGUAUUUCUAGUAGUGAGACGAAAGCCAAAAAGAAAGUGAAAUACAAAGACUCAAAGAAAAUACACAAACUAAAUUAAAAGUUUCGUUAACUUUCGGGACCAAUGAACUAUUUAAGUUUCAAAUUAAUUAUGGACUCUCCCGAUACAAAUGUCUCCAAUUAAUUUACAUAACCAAUAAAAAUUAAAGUUUAAAUUACAGUUAAACAAAUCCAAAAAAUGAGAACUGUCUAGUUUACAUUUUAGAUUGGAGUCAAAAUACUGUGUAAAGAAUAAUAAUUACUGUAAUAAUUAAGGAAAAUUUGGCAAAUCAUAACACCAAAUAAUAACAUUAAUAGUCAGCAAGUAUUAAGUAUUCAUCAAGAGCCCGCAUUGGAACAUGAAGUUCAUAGUCAGUAAAAUCCGAGUUUGACACUUUAGCAAUCUUUGCCAAUAGUUUGAAUGGUCCAAAAUAUUACAUCGACAAUUUUUUAUUCUUUCUCAGUGCCGCAGAAUAUUACCUUGCAUCUAUGUUGGUUAAUUGCUCUUUAAUUUUUAUAAGGUCAUUCGUGGAGUAAGCUUGCUUGAUCAACGUAAGAGGUUCUCUUCCAUACAAGACCAUAAAGGGUGUCAUUCAUACCAGUAUUCUGCCCAGGGCAGUUCCUUGACACAACCUUUAGUAUUUUCAUGAGUAAAACAUCUAAGGUACAUUUAUAAGCACUUGUUAAGUAUCUCCGACUUGGUUGAGAAUGAUAGGUGGAGGAGGAAAUGGCUAGUGUAGUCCCUUGUAAUUUAAAUAGAGAUAAGAAGUUGAAGGCCCAAUAGAAUAAAAAAACAGUCAGUUAUGUUAAAGGAUUCCGUGCUACAGUAGGGAGGUGCAAUUAGUAUGUUUCUUUAAGUGUUGUUUGUAUUAGCCCAUGGCCCAAUUAUUAGUCAAAGCCCUACUAUAUAAUUGUAUGCUACCUCCUUUAUGAAAUUAAGAAGAAAAUUUGUUUUAUUUUAUUGUCUUUUUAUGCAUUCUUAGAUCUAGGGUUAGAACACAAAUCUAUCAUUGGUGCUUUCAAUGAUCCUUCUCAAUCCUUCCAUGGCUCCAUCUAAACCCACAAACCCAUCUUCUAAAGAGAUUUUGGAUGAAGCUAUUCAAAUCUCUACUCUCCAUCUCAAUAAUGCUAUGACUGAAAAUCAAGAGCAAAUGGAUGUAAGGUUUGCACAAAUUUCAUCAGCAUUGGCACAACAAGUGGGUGAACUACAUUCAAGGAUGGAUAAUGAAAAAGAUGUGGAAGAUUCUAGGUUUGAAUCUCUCAUGGCUGCCCUUCAAAAGAUUUCAUUACAACCAUCAACACUUGCAGCUGUUGUUGCUGCACAGACGACUAGUUAUUCGGGUAUGGAGGUAAAUUCAUCUACCAUCUAUUUUGGUUCCCCACCUUUCACUCAUGUUCUCACACCAUCUUACACACCACUGAGAUCGUCCACCACCCCCACCACCCAACCAUCCAAUCUGCUGUCUACACACCUACAAUCCUCACCACCGUACCACCACACACAACCAAACCACACACUGCCCCAAUUCCCACCGUCCUAACAGCACCCCCACCACCACCUUUUCCCCUUACACUUCUUAUAUACAUCCUCAAACUAUUUUUGUCCCACAUAAUAUUCCAAACUCAUUCCCUCCACCGGACCCUUUCCAAUAUCACCACCAUAAUAUACCCCCAUUACCGCCUAUGCGUUCUCCAAAAUUAGAGUUACCCCUAUUUGAUGGAUCCAAUCCCUUAUAAUGGUUAUUCCAAGCUGAACAAUUUUUUGGAUUUUAUAAUCUCCCACCAGAAAAUCGUUUAUCACUUACUUCGUUUUAUAUGAAAGGUGAUGCAUUAUGGUGGUUUAAAUGGAUGUAUCAAAAUCAUUUGCUGACAGAUUGGAAUUCAUUUACUAGGGCUUAAGAACUAAGAUUUGGGCCCUCUACAUUUGAGAACCACCAAUCUGAGUUAUUUAAGUUAAAACAAAGUGGGUCUGUUAUGGAAUAUCAAACCAAAUUUGAAC